Messenger RNA from Rhodamnia argentea, 2141 nucleotides. RefSeq names its product serine/threonine receptor-like kinase NFP. Gene Ontology annotation, molecular function: protein kinase activity; ATP binding. The transcript has a single exon. NCBI's taxonomy places the organism in Eukaryota, Viridiplantae, Streptophyta, Magnoliopsida, Myrtales, Myrtaceae. Gene Ontology annotation, biological process: protein phosphorylation. Bases 144 to 2012 code for a protein of 622 amino acids. The record is from RefSeq and is a predicted model, not a curated record.
GACUACAUUGUAUUCUCAGUUGAGAGCUCCACAUUAACGACAAUCUCUAGCUUUUCUCAUUCAUUUUUUGCUCUCUUGAUGUCAGCAGAGCUUCUUUAAUCUUGAUCAGCGCAGAUUGUAGUGCUUUGGGGGAGCUCCUAACAAUGGCAUCCUUCCUUUUCUCGUCCAAAGCUCUACCUUUUCUUCUCUUCCUCUUCUUCUCUUGUACCCAAAUCCUAGCUCAAUCGCCCGGUAAAGGGGCGAAUUUCUCUUGUUUCUCGGACUCGAUGCAAUCGUGCGACACAUACGUCGCAUACUUUGCCCAGCCGCCGGAUUUCAUGGACGUGGGGAACAUCUCGGACCUUUUCGGCGUGAGCCGUCUAUCGAUCAUCCAAGCGAGUAACCUCACGUCGGAGGAUGAUGUGUUGGUCGAAGGACAGCUCUUGCUAGUACCGAUCAAGUGCGGCUGCAACGGGACUAGCUAUUUCUCCAACGUCACGUACGAAAUCAAGAAAGGCGACAGCUACUACUUGGUUUCGAUCCACGCAUUUGAGAAUCUCACCAAUUGGCCGACCGUGGAGGACGCGAACCCUUCCCUGAACCCCAGCCUGCUCAACAUCGGGACGCGGGUCGCGUUCCCUUUGUUUUGCAGGUGCCCUUCGAAAGCGCAAUCGGAGGCAGGACUCAAUUUGUUCAUCACCUAUGUGUGGCAGACUGAUGACCAAGUCUCAACCGUGGCUAGUAAGUUCAAUGCAACCCCAGGUGGUAUCGUAGCAGAGAACAACCAGAACAAUUUCACCUCGGUUAUAGACCAUCCGGUCUUGAUCCCGGUCUCACAAUUGCCGAUUCUCUCACAGAAUUACAGCUCCAUCCCUAGCAAACGUCGCACAAACCAUCGAUGGCUUCUCGUGAUCGUGACCAGUUCGGUCUGCACUGUUCUGGUUUUCCUCUUGGGGAUCUCUCUGGUCUGUACGCAUAGCAAGCCCAAGAAAGAGAAGGCCCUAGAUCGAAACGGCUCGUGGCUAGAGACCUCCGAUCUGAUUCAAGCGAAGGAGUUCGCUAGGUCCAAGAGUUUCGAGCAAAAGGCCCCGCAGGAUAAGUUGCUCCCAGGUGUUUCGGGCUAUUUGGGCAAGCCAAUAAUGUACGAUGUGAGAGCGAUCAUGGAGGCGACAGCGGACCUCAGCGAACAUUGGAAGAUCGGGAAAUCGGUCUUCCGGGCCAACAUCGAUGGCGAAAUUCUAGCAAUUAAAAAAGUCAAGGACGAAUCUUCAGAAGAAGUGAAAAUUCUGCAGAGGGUUUAUCACGCCAAUCUGGUUAAACUAAUGGGUGUUGCAUCCGACAUUGAUGGUCCUUGCUUCUUGGUGUAUGAGUAUGUCCACAACGGGCCACUCAGCAAGUGGCUGCACCAGAAAUGCACGUCGUCAUCAGGGUCAGUAGUCCUCAUGUGGAUCCAGCGGCUCCGUAUUGCCCUGGACGUUGCAAACGGCCUGCAAUACCUGCACGAGCACGCCCAGCCGAACAUCGUCCACGGGGACAUCAGGGCGAGCAACGUACUCCUGGAUUCGACGUUCAAGGCCAAAAUAUCCAACUUCUCAAUGGCAAAGCCGGCCACGAGCUCGGCGGAGCUAAAGGCGGACACCUUCGCGUUCGGGGUCGUGCUGCUUGAGCUGCUCUCGGGGAAGAAGGCGAUGGGAAUGAAGGACAGCGGUGAGAUCGGGAUGUUGUGGAGAGAGAUAAGGGAGGUUUUGGACGUUGAUGAUGGUGAUAGAGCGAAGAGGGAGGAGAGGCUCAGGAAGUGGAUGGAUCCGAACAUGGAGGGGUCUUUCCCCAUGGAGGGUGCGCUGAGCUUGGCUUGUCUGGCCAGGACAUGUACGGUGGAGAGGCCGUGUUCGAGGCCGAGCAUGGCCGAGAUCGUGUUCAACCUCUCUGUGCUCACUCACUCGUGUGCCGAGAACUUGGUAGGGUCUUGGGCUUCUCCUAGGUUGGAAGACGAAGAGGUCGUUCGGAUCAUCAGUCCGAUCAAAGCUCGUUGAUUCAGGAUCGCAAUCCGAUGAACUAUAUAAGUUCAUGAAUGUACAUAUUUCUCUUUUUCAUAGCCUAAAGCGGAUGUUCUGUGAAUCUAUUUCAGCUUGCGUUUUCUUCAAUGAAAGGUUAUGUAUGAC